Molecule: messenger RNA, 1381 nt
Organism: Capsella rubella
Lineage: Eukaryota; Viridiplantae; Streptophyta; Magnoliopsida; Brassicales; Brassicaceae
Product: ABSCISIC ACID-INSENSITIVE 5-like protein 8
Exons: 3
Coding region: 96-1166 (356 amino acids)
Biological process (GO): positive regulation of DNA-templated transcription
Cellular component (GO): nucleus
Molecular function (GO): DNA-binding transcription factor activity
Source: RefSeq, a predicted model, not a curated record
CUCUUUUGGUUCUGUUUUGUAUGAUUUUGACCACAAAAGCUCUUACAUUUUAACUCUUACUGUGUUAGCAAAAGCUCUGAUUUGUGUCAAGUGAAAUGGAUAGUUACUGGAGAUUGAAAAACCUGGUGAAUGAUUUGCCGGUUACUAAUCCGUCGAGCCGACAAGGAUCAUCGAUAUACUCAUGGACAGUAGAUCAGUUUCAGACUAGCUUAGGAAAAAACUGUGGAUCAAUGAACAUGGACGAGUUGGUUAAGAAUAUAUGUAGUGCUGAAGAAACACAAGGGGCAUUGCAACGACAAGGCUCAACAUCGCUGCCUCGAACACUUAGCCACAAAACUGUUGAUGAAGUUUGGAAAUAUAUCACACAGGAAGAAGAGACUAAAAACUAUGGAGUAACUAACAUUUCUCAUCUUCAGAGGCAACAAACUCUAGGUGAGAUCACUCUUGAAGAGUUUUUAAUUCGUUCUGGAGCAAGAAUAAACAAUACGAGCAACGUCUCCAUUCAUGAUUCGUCUUCAUUGAUUUCCGGUUAUCCAAACACGAGUUUGGAUGUGGAGUUCCAGCCGAAUGCAAUGGUUCCAAUGAGUCAUGAAUCUAAUUUGCAUCAAAAUGUGAAUGUGUCUACUAUGUCAGCAUAUCAACCGCAACAACCUAUCAUGUCUAGACCAAAUGGUUACUCAUAUGGACAACAAAUCCGAUCCUCGAAUGGUGUCCAGGGUAACAAAAGAAGUUUGGUCCCAAGCGUUGCCAAAAAUCCUAGUGGAACCAUGGCAUGUUCUUCGGUUAAACCAUUUCCAAUACUUAAUAAGACGCGAAAAAUCGAUGGCGAGUCUUCAUUACUCUCAUCAUCUCCAUACAUUUUUAGUGGUAAUACUAGUACAAGGGGUAGGAAGAUUGAUAUUAAUGCCAUCACCGCAGAGAAUAAACUCGUUGACAAAAAACUGAAAAGAAAGAUAAAGAACCGAGAAUCAGCAGCGAGAUCACGAGCUCGAAAGCAGGCUCAAACUAUGGAGCUUGAAGCUGAACUUGAAAAACUAAAGAAACAAUACGAAGAGCUGCUAAAACAACAAGUAGAUUUGCGGAAAAUGCUAAUCGAACCGGGAAUGAUCAAUCGUCAAGGAGAACCAGAGAGAAAGCUGAGGAGAACGAAAUCAGACAUCAUGUGAUUAUGUGAAUCAAGAAGACCAGAGUUGGGGUUGGAGGAUAAUAAGUUUAUUUAGUACAUUAUGUUUUGUUUUUGCCUUUAUAAAAAAAAAAUGUUUUGGUUUUUUUUUUUUUUUUGCAUAUUUAUGAACAAAUAAGUUAUUUAUUAGUCAAUUUGACAUCUUGUUCUUUAAACCCAUUUGGUGAAUGUCCCCAAUGAUCGAAUUCUCAUGUUCCA